AUGGCGUCCUUGAUAUCUUCCCUAUUCACCUCCCCUCCUCUCGUUUUUUUCUCAGGCUUCCUCCUCCGAGCAAUUCUUAUGGUUUAUGGCAUAUAUCAAGAUUCAGUAUCCGCCCUGAAAUAUACAGACAUCGACUAUUAUGUCUUCACAGACGCUGCGCGUGCUGUCGCAAGACAUUCUUCACCCUACGAUAGAGCCACAUAUCGCUACACUCCGUUGUUAGCAUGGAUCCUGUUACCCACCACAUGGGGAGGCCUGUGGUUUCAUUUCGGCAAGGCCUUGUUUGCCCUCUCGGACCUGAUUGCUGGAUGGCUCAUUCUGACUUUGUUAAAGAAGAGGGGAAUGGAUGAGCAGCAUGCGUUGAAGUAUGCCAGUGUAUGGCUGCUCAAUCCUAUGGUUGCGAACAUCAGCACUCGAGGGAGCAGUGAGGGUCUAUUAUGCGUCCUGGUCAUGGCUCUCUUGGGUGCCUUUGAGACAAACCAGAUUGCUCUCUCCGGUGUUCUACUCGGCUUGAGUGUUCAUUUCAAGAUAUAUCCCUUCAUCUAUGGAGUCAGUAUGCUAUGGAUCCUAGAGACCACAUCAGCCUCAGGUUCAGCAUCCUCCUUUCAGAGCAUAAUCCGCUUCUUCAACACACGACGCAUAUUACUCCUGACCACGUCCCUCUUAACCUUCACCACCCUUAACAUCCUCAUGUACAAGAUCUACGGCCCACCUUUCCUCCAUCACACAUUCCUCCACCAUUUCACACGCAUCGACCACCGUCACAAUUUUUCUCCCUACAACACCUUAUUGUACAUCUCCUCCGCCCAUUCAGCAACCUCUCCCGCCCUCUCAUUCUCAUUUGAAUCCGUAGCAUUCAUCCCACAACUCCUUCUCUCCACGGUUCUCCUCCCACUGGCCUUAUCCAAACACGACCUCCCAACCACCAUGCUCGCGCAGACGCUCGCCUUCGUCACCUUCAACAAAGUCUGCACCUCGCAGUAUUUCCUGUGGUAUUUGAUUUUCCUCCCACUGUACCUGCCACACUCAUCUCUCCUUGCUCGUCCCAAACUCGGGACCAUAGCCCUCGUGCUUUGGAUCCUCGGCCAAGCCGCCUGGCUCCAGCAGGGAUACCAGUUGGAGUUCCUCGGACGGAGUACAUUCGUGCCGGGGCUUUUCGCCGCGGGACUGGGCUUCUUCAUCAUCAACUGUUGGAUCUUGGGAAUCAUCGUGUCGGAUGUGCUGAAGAACGGCGCGAAAGGCAGAUCAUUGCGAGCUGAGGCAGAACCAAGCUCCACCUCACUGAAACCACUACCAGCUCCCCUGCCAGCGACCACUGGCGCUCGCAAGACAAGUAAGCUCGACGUCAGCUCGACCAAAUCCGUGCACCUGGGUCCGAGAAAUCGGACACUGAAGAGUAAUUAA
Molecule: messenger RNA, 1404 nt
Organism: Exophiala bonariae
Lineage: Eukaryota; Fungi; Ascomycota; Eurotiomycetes; Chaetothyriales; Herpotrichiellaceae
Gene: GPI14
Product: GPI mannosyltransferase 1
Exons: 1
Coding region: 1-1404 (467 amino acids)
Biological process (GO): GPI anchor biosynthetic process
Cellular component (GO): membrane; glycosylphosphatidylinositol-mannosyltransferase I complex
Molecular function (GO): GPI mannosyltransferase activity; alpha-1,4-mannosyltransferase activity
Source: RefSeq, a predicted model, not a curated record